Bombina bombina (fire-bellied toad) is the source of this 3892-nucleotide messenger RNA. It is a transcript of the gene DCAF5, whose product is annotated as DDB1 and CUL4 associated factor 5. Gene Ontology annotation, molecular function: protein binding. Bases 302 to 3091 code for a protein of 929 amino acids. Lineage: Eukaryota; Metazoa; Chordata; Amphibia; Anura; Bombinatoridae. The record is from RefSeq and is a predicted model, not a curated record. Gene Ontology annotation, biological process: negative regulation of fatty acid biosynthetic process. Gene Ontology annotation, cellular component: Cul4-RING E3 ubiquitin ligase complex; cytoplasm. The transcript has 9 exons.
UCAGAGCCUGGGUGCCUAAUCUGACUCGUUGCAUGUGUUAGAGUGUGUGUGUGUCAGCCCCAGGCCCGUGGGAGGUGUCAUUUCCUGUCAAAAUCAGACCCUGUGGGAUGGGUUACUGUCAUUUUCUGUGGGAGGUAUCGUUGUUUGCGUGUCACUCUGUAGGCAGUAGGAGGUGUUUGCUGUGUAGGAACUCUGGUUCCUAGCUGAGAUUCUGCGUGGGGCGGUCGCUGUGUGUUGUGACCAGCAAUGCCUGCUCUGCGCGGUGUAUGAGGAGGAGUCGCUAAGUGUCAGGGUUCAGGCAAUGUCCACUCGAGGAAGGAUGGCACGGGGCCCUGGUGUUCCUGGCUGCGGGAUGCGCUCGGUGGUUGGUUUCUUGUCACGCAGGGCUGUGCUGGGGGAGCCCCUUCUACGGGAGGACUUCAAAAGGCGACGACUCGCGGCCUGUACCAACCUGUAUCGCAAGGAUCUACUCGGACACUUUGGCUGCGUCAACGCCAUUGAGUUUUCAAACGGCAGUGGGAGUAUGCUGGUGUCAGGAGGGGAUGAUCGUCGUGUUUUGCUUUGGCAUAUAGAAGAAUCCAUUCACUCCAAAGCCAAACCUAUUCAGUUAAAAGGGGAGCACCACUCCAACAUUUUCUGCCUUGCAUUUAACAGCUCAAACACCAAGGUUUUUUCUGGAGGAAAUGAUGAACAGGUUCUUCUUCAUGAUGUGGAAAGUGGUGAGACAUUGGAUGUGUUCACUCAUGAGGAGGCAGUGUACGGUCUGUCAGUCAGUCCAGUGAAUGACAAUGUGUUUGCCAGUUCAUCAGACGAUGGCAGAGUUUUAAUAUGGGACAUCAGAGAGUCUACUCAAGGAGAUCCUUUUUGCUUGGCUCAUUAUCCAUCCGCAUUUCACAGUGUCAUGUUUAAUCCAGUGGAGCCACGAUUGCUGGCCACCGCCAAUUCCAAGGAGGGAGUAGGUCUAUGGGAUAUCCGGAAACCUAACAGCUCUCUAUUACGAUACGGGGGAAACCUGUCUUUACAGAGUGCUAUGAGUGUGAGAUUCAACAGUAAUGGUACUCGGCUUCUAGCUCUUCGACGACGCCUCCCACCUGUCUUGUAUGACAUUCACUCACGUUUGCCCAUCUUCCAGUUCGACAACCAGGGCUACUUCAAUUCCUGCACUAUGAAGAGUUGCUGCUUUGCCGGUGACAGAGAUCAGUUUAUUCUAUCUGGAUCUGAUGAUUUCAACCUGUACAUGUGGAAAAUACCAUCUAAUCCAGAAGCAGGUGGAGCAGGUAGAGUUGUAAAUGGUGCCUUUAUGGUAUUAAAGGGACACCGCUCAAUUGUAAAUCAAGUUCGAUUCAAUCCGGAGAACUACAUGAUCUGCUCCUCUGGUGUUGAGAAGAUAAUAAAGAUCUGGAGUCCUUAUCAACAACCCAACUGCUCUGGAGAUCUUGAUGGGCACAUAGAAGACGAUUCUCGUAGCCUAUAUACACAUGAGGAAUAUAUUGGUCUUGUACUUAAUAGUGGGAGUGGUUUGUCCCAUGAUUAUGCCAACCAAUCAAUCCAGGAGGAUCCACGAAUGAUGGCUUUCUUUGAUUCACUGGUGCGAAGAGAAAUAGAGGGGUGGAGUUCUGAUUCUGACAGUGAUAGCACAAUUUUGCAACUUCAUCCUGGUAUCAGUGAACGGUCUGCUUAUAGUGAUUCAGAAUCAUCAGCCUCCGAACCCUCUUCACCAUUGCAAAUGCCAGGCUUAUCUGAUGAGGGUGUUACUGCUGGAGAUUCCCAAAGAUCCAUAGAAUCUCCUACAAGUCGCCACCUUAGAUUAUUAGCCCUGAGAAGACACCAGGAUAAUCGUCUGUCCACCAUAUCCAAUAAUUCAGACUCAGAGGAAAAUGCAUGUGAGACAGAGGCAGAGAGUGAACCUUUUCAUAGGCCACGAUCUCCAAGUCCUAAUGAAGAGAGAUCUAGUAGUAGUAAUGAUGAAGAGGACAACCUGAAUAAUCGUCGAACCUCAAUGAGGCAGCGCAACGCACGUCGACAUAAUAAGAAAAGGGCUGAAAAGUCUAAAGCUAGUAAUACAAAUACAGUAUCUGUUAUUGGUGAAGAUCUCUGUGAUUACCCACAGAUACAUUUGCAUGAGCUUUCAACUUCUGCAGAAUCCUCGCCUGGGGUAAGAAGUCCUAAUGAAGGAGAGCGAAAGUCAUCUUUGUGUUCAAGCAUCGACUCAGUAGAAAGAAAAAUUUAUAAAGCUUAUAAGUGGUUACACCACUCCUACAUCUCCUAUUCUAAAGGAAGAGAGGGGGAAACUUCCACUGGAGAUAGGGAUUGUGAAGAUGGUAGGCCCGGCACCAGUGGAAGGAGCAGUGCAUUGCCACCAGUAAAAGAAACAGAAACAGACUGUCAUAUAUUAAAUGACCAAGAAAACAAAGAACUUCCUUCUAACGACAUGUAUACACAAGACCUCCAGAAAGCGUCCUUAUUAGAGUGUAUUGAUGGCUGUGGGAGUGAUCAAAAUGACAAGCAGCUUUUGUUGGAAGAUAUUGAAAACUCUUGCAAAGAUGAUGCCUCCUUGGAGCCUCCAUUAGAGACUAAAAAACUGAAUGGACAAGCCCACCAUAAAGAGUUUUUCCCUUGCUUUGAAGACUCCUGUGAUCAGUGUUGUGGAAAAAAGAACAACCAAAACCAUCAACAAGCACUAAGUGAAAAAGAUCUCUUAAGCACAAAGGAUUCCACCACUUCUUUUGAAGUCAGCUUAGACGAUUUGGUUGGAAGCCAGAAUGAAGAGAUUGAGGGUGGAGAGACAGAAAUUACUUACACUCACCAGAGCAAUGGACAUUUGCAUACUUAUUCAUCUGCCUUUAAUAAUACUGGGCAGACUUGUGAGGAGCCAGUGACUUCUAUGCUAUGUUCACAGACACAUGUCAGUUUGGGCCAAGCUCAGCAUAAGGACUCAAAUUUAACAGAUGUGGACUGUAGUAUGAACAGUAAAGAUGUCUUAACAAGUCAUGUGGACACUGAAAAUGCUACAUCUUCCGGAGGACUAAAAAGACACAGACAAGAUUAUGAAGAGUUAGACCAUUCUUCAGAGAAGAAAAUGAAAAUCUAAAUUUGUUGGAGUUUUUUCGUUUUGUUUUUUUAAAUAUUAUUAAGCACUAAAAGUGUACAGUUUUGCUCAGAUGUGUGGCUGUGUGUAUUUGAUUCUUUAAGAUAGAAGUUGACUAACUCAAGCCCUCAAGAGACACUAAUAUGCAGAUAAGUUAGUUGACAAAACAAAAUACUUCCAUGUUGACAUAAACACUUACCUGUAAGUGGCUCUUGUGGACUGUAGUUAGUGUUGCUAUAAGCCAUUCUGAUUUUGCAUUCAUUGCCAUUGCACAUAAACAAGUCAAAGUUUAGUUUGCACUAAAAAAAAUCAAUGUGAGUUUAGGAUAAUUUUUAUAUAUAUUUUUUUUUUCUGUCUUAAUAAUCAAAUUGAACCAGCAUUUGGCUUUUUCUCUUUAGACUUAUUGGUGGGUCACGCAAAUGUUUCAAAAAGUUUGAAAACUACCUUGAGCACAAAGUGUGAAUAAAAUCAAGCCACUAAUCAAUUGAAUUUGCAGUACAUAUGUAGACCUUUUCAAGGACAACUUUGGUCAGGCACAAUACAGUCAUUUUUUGGUAAAGGUUGUUUAAUCUUGGGAGCUUAAAUGUCACUGUAUUAGUGGGAUUAAAUAUCAUAUGAUCAUUUCUUACUAAAUAAUUUAGCCACACAUUUAUUAUCUUGUGUAGUUGGCACAACCUGCUUAAAACCUUUACAUUAACAGUUGCUUUAGGUUAUUCUAUAGUCAAUAAAUGGGCUUAUCAGCUGGUCAUGCACAAUAUGAUGUACACAUUCUAGCUGUAAAUAAAAGGAUAAUCAGAAAUAGUA